AAACAUCAGAAGAAGAAGUAGAAGAAGAAGAAGCAGACGCAGAAGAAGAACGCCCAGGAUCCUCAUCUUAUCACCGCCUCACCGGUCUCUAUAACAUUUCGGUUACUUUGAAAACGCUAGCCAGCUCAGCUACUUUAUCAAGUGAAAUUACCGAGAGGGCCUCUUUUCGUCUCAAGUUAACUCCGCAGUGUUCGUAGUGGAAAGUCGGGUUUGUAAGUCAACCGGCAGCUUUUCAUCUGAGUGCCGGUGGUCUGACGAUUUAUGCUGCCUUUCGAAAAAUGCUACCGUAGUGCAAAUCGAUAGCAGAGUCUAACGCUAACCCUAACCUAUGUCCAUGCAGCAGAACCGUUAAGUAGCACAUACCGACAGAACGGCGGCUGAAAGGAGGGGCACGUGACGCGGUAGUCGGGGCUCGAGAUAUAACCGUGGACUCCAGUGCUCUUUAACUCUUAGCUCUCCGCCGGUUGUCUCUGUAGCUAGUAGAGUGUCAACUAUUCAGGACUCGAACAGUGCCGGGACACUCAUGAUGCACCAGCAGGACUCGUUGAUGCCCCCCUUGCUCAGGGAUGUAUCCUGCCAAUGCCGGGCGGCCGAGACCCACCCAGGGGCUGACCCGGGCGGCGGAGGCGGGCACGCCGAGGAGCCCUCGUCAGCUUCCCCGUCUAAACCAGUCACCCGACAGCCCGUGACCAGUGACUGGAACUCGGACCCCGGCCAGUCAGCGCAUCCAUGUGACAUAUGUGGAGGGCCUGAGCAGGAGCACAGGCUGAAAGUGCUGUUCCAAGUCCUGGAUGUAAACGGUGACGGAGGCAUUUGUGUCAACGACCUGACGAUUGGGCUGAAGAAACUAGGGGUGCAUCGCACUGAGCAUGAGCUCAUAAAAAUAGUGAAAGCAGGAGACAAAGACCUGGACGGACAGUUAGACUUUGAGGAGUUCGUUCAUUAUCUCAGAGACCACGAGAAGAAACUCCGGCUGGUCUUCAAGAGUCUGGACAAGAAGAACGAUGGCCAGAUCGACUCACAAGAAAUCAUGCAGUCUCUGCGUGACCUGGGAGUGAACAUCUCUGAGGAACAAGCUGAGAAGAUUCUCAAAAGUAUGGAUAAAAAUGGCACAAUGACGAUUGACUGGAAUGAGUGGCGGGAUUACCACCUCCUGCAUCCAGCAGACAACAUUCCUGAGAUCAUCCUCUACUGGAAGCACUCCACGAUCUUUGACGUUGGGGAGAGUUUGUUGGUGCCUGAUGAGUUCACGGCAGAAGAGAAGAAAACAGGAAUGUGGUGGCGACACCUAGUGGCUGGCGGAGGAGCUGGUGCUGUGUCUCGAACCUGCACAGCACCACUGGACAGGCUCAAAGUACUUAUGCAGGUUCAUGCCUCCAAGAGCAACAGCAUGCGUAUCGCUGGGGGCUUUGCCCAGAUGAUCCGAGAGGGCGGCGUGAGGUCACUGUGGCGAGGCAACGGCAUCAAUGUCAUCAAAAUCGCCCCAGAGUCUGCUAUUAAGUUCAUGGCCUACGAACAGAUUAAACGAUUAAUUGGAAGCAACCAGGAGACGUUGGGCAUCGCAGAGAGACUGGUGGCUGGCUCUCUGGCUGGAGCGAUCGCUCAGAGCAGCAUCUACCCCAUGGAGGUCCUGAAGACACGGUUAGCCCUGAGGAAGACUGGCCAGUACUCGGGCAUUUUGGACUGUGCCAAACAGAUCUUCCGGAAGGAGGGUGUGGCUGCUUUCUACAAAGGCUACAUCCCCAACAUGCUGGGCAUCAUUCCCUACGCUGGUAUCGAUCUGGCUGUCUACGAGACUCUGAAGAAUUCCUGGCUGCAGCGCUUUGCCACAGACAGCGCUGAUCCGGGAGUGUUUGUGCUGCUGGCUUGUUGCACCACUUCCAGCACCUGUGGCCAGCUGGCCAGCUACCCACUAGCCCUGGUCAGGACUCGAAUGCAGGCACAAGCUACCCUGGAAGGAGGCCCUCAGAUGAACAUGACGGGCCUGUUCAGACACAUCAUUAGGACCGAGGGGGCCACGGGACUCUACCGAGGCCUGGCGCCCAACUUCAUGAAGGUCCUUCCAUCUGUCAGCAUCAGCUACGUUGUCUACGAGUACCUCAAGCGCACGCUGGGGGUCCAGUCAAAGUGAGGAAGGAGGCAGAGAGGAUGAGGAGAUAAAGAGGUCAAAGGUUUUUUUGCUUUUCUUUUGAGCUGAAGAUUGACCGUGUUGGGCUCUGAGAAACAAGCAGCUGACAUUUAACAUAUUUAAAUCAAAUAAUCCAAUUCUAGUUUGUACAGGAUACAUGUGAACUUGAAAGCAGAGAGGCUGAUGAAGACUUUCUGGAUGCAGGAAAGCUUGACUGAGGAGGAGCAGUCCUGCUGGUCUGUGUAAAGGAACAAUCUUUGUCUUGAAGGGCUUUGCUAAGGCAUAUCACAAAGCAUUUCCCAUGUCUCCCUGCUGGAAGACUUGCACAGGACUAAGCAUCAGAAGCACCCUGACUGUGGAUGUAACCUCUGCAGGAACGUAGAUCGCCUUUGUGCAUGCUGCAGGUCCCAAACGUUCUACAGCUGUUUCACGUCACAAACGUUACUGCAGAUUGUAGAUUGAUUGUAGAUUGCCAUUAUCUGUCCUUAGUCCCGCUGACUAGCAGAUGAUAGGCCAUGCAUAUAGAGAACAAUCACAACUAAACUAUCAAAUACAAUGUUGUCUAAUACUUCACACAGAUAUGUGCAAUUUUAUGUAUUUGAUCUGUGUACUGUGUCAUUUUCAAAAUUCCCCAGCAGACAUGUUCCCCUUCUUCCCCCCCAGAGGUUCAAGCUCUCCAUUAUGGACACUCCAGCACCCCCUCGGGCCUACAUGUGAACUCUCCAUAGGCAUUUUUUCAUUAAAUUGCUUAAACACAUGAAUGCUUCCACAGGAUGAAUCCUGUAAUUUGACUCCCGCCUGUCCUCCAGCGCGACCCUUAUGUUUUAGCCCUGCUGUUGUUAAGGAUCUAGGAUUAGCACGAUUGUUAUUAUGUUGUUUGUUCCGUCCAACACUUUUGUACUGCGGGGUGUAAGGAAAAUUGAAGUUUUGAAGAGCAGGUGAAAAAGGUAUUGAUUGAUGCUUGGUUGUGCUAUGCCAGAAAUCUUAUUUUUAAUUUGAAAUGUAAAAGAUUCCGUACAGUCUGAGCUCUCCAGCUCUGACAGUGCAGAGCAGAGACAGGCUUCCUAUUGGCUGAGUUUUGCAUUAGGCAGAAUUACUCUGUUACGGUUGUUACAUUUCUCAACUGGACAUUUAAAACAGGACUAUGUAACUUUUUCUGAAUAGCAACCACUGUGUACGGAGCCUGGCAGGUGUCAUAGAGAAAAAAAUCAUUUGUGCUCUUUAUUUAAUAAUUUGUGCACACAAAUGUUGUUGAACUUUUUCAUAUAGCUUUCCAGCUCUGUCUCUCGCUACCCAAACAAAGCCACAAAGCCACUCCUCAAUGAAAAAUAUACAGUAGCUGUAUAGGUUAGCUAUGUGAACACAAGCAGGAAACGACAAACAUGUCUGCUGGUGGGUACAGUGUGUUUACUUCUUGUGAACAGUACAGAACAGUAGCACGUGAUUAGAAAGGUUAGAAUGUCAGUUACACAUCAUACCUGUCUAAAGUUUUCUAACAUUAGCUGCUGCUCAUGCCAGACCAGUGAAGACUGUAGCAGCUAAACCCCUGAGUGAACCGAACUGAGCGUUUUGUUUUUUUAUGAAUUCAGUUUUUCACUUGUGUAAGGAAGAGUAUGUUUUUUUUCUUCUUUCAAAAGUUAUGCAGUCUCUUUCAUUUCAGCAGAUCCAGUAGGGCUGUUGGUUUGAUUUGAAGACAGUAGACAGUUUUUUGUUUUGUGCAGAAUUCUAAGUCUGUCGUUUACCUGUAACCUGAGUGACAGCAACAGAAGAAAUGCUGCCGUCCGGCGUGGGGCUGGUCGCCGUAGUGCGACAGGAUUAGGAGCAGCGGCAGUCGUUGAUGCAGGAGAUGAGGACGCAUUUCCAAUUAGGCAAAGCACCAUUUACGUUUUCAAAUCGAGUCAGUUCAUUAAAGUACUGUUUAGGCCGCCCACGUGUACUGAUCUGACUGUAGUUUCAGCUGUUUUCACUGAAGAGCAACUCAGUUUUGAAAGAUCCCGUCUUAAUCGUCAGGCCCAGUGGAUCAUGAUUCAACAGAACACAUUAUUAAUCUUUACUUUGUGUAAACAGUGUUACUCUGAGGCAGUACUGUUGAGGAAAACCUUUUUGUUUUUGCUAUAAAUAUGUUGGGAGGAUAAGACACCGCACUAAGUUACUCUUCAAACAUCAUGUCGAUCUUGUUUUGCUUUGCAGUGUUUUUGUAAUGUCAUCUUUUCAGAACCACCAUGUAACAUUUUGAGGUUAGCGUCCCUCCUAAAACUGUACAGAAGCUCCAUAGAAGCCUCUUUGGGAUACACCUCCGUUCCUCCUUCCUGAACACUACAUCAGUUAUCACAGUUUCCCUUUCCACAGGUUUAAUGAGAGCCGUCAAAGCAAAGAAAAGUUCCGUCGGUCACAGGAGAAACUUUCUGACGAGGUGAAAUUGCUGUUAAUCUUUCAGAUGUUGUCUAGCUGGCUCUCUAAGGAACAUUUCACCGGCUUGUCGGCUAAAGACAUUUUCCAUUCUUGUACAAUGUAAAUAAAUAGUCUUAAGUCACGUGGCAGGACAUCCAAGCGGAGGCAGCACUCAGCCGGACUGACGCCUGUGUCGAACGGUCACCGAUUCACAGAGGAGUGCCUUGUUUGCCGAGCCUCUCUUAGGUAAAUGCACCUGAACACUAAGAGGUUGAGUCUGUGGAACAUUGAAUGCACUUUACGGUACUCUGCUUUAAUUCUUUUUAAUGAAAAUGUAUUUCUGUAUUUAUUUAUUUAUUUUUUACAAAAAAGGAUUAAUGGCUGAAUAUGUGAUCUGUUGGUUGUGCUGAUAUAUAAUAUUCCGGUGGCUUUUUGAUUUUAGAGUAACCUGUGGUCUUGGUGGAAAACUGAGGUGGUUUGUUUUUGAGUGACAGAAGCAACUGAUGUGGUUUAAAAUUCAAAGCCUCAAAGAUAUGGAGUCCCAAAGUGUUCAGUACUAAGUAAAUAAAUAAAAAUUUGCAAAAAAGCCUAUUAAUUAAAUAAAUUAUUAAAACUCAA
This is a messenger RNA of Siniperca chuatsi (mandarin fish), 5137 nucleotides long. RefSeq names its product solute carrier family 25 member 25b (gene slc25a25b). Gene Ontology annotation, molecular function: ATP transmembrane transporter activity; calcium ion binding. The coding region runs from base 524 to 2131 and encodes 535 amino acids. Gene Ontology annotation, cellular component: mitochondrial inner membrane. NCBI's taxonomy places the organism in Eukaryota, Metazoa, Chordata, Actinopteri, Centrarchiformes, Sinipercidae. Gene Ontology annotation, biological process: transmembrane transport. The transcript is spliced from 10 exons. The record is from RefSeq and is a predicted model, not a curated record.